Penicillium roqueforti is the source of this 534-nucleotide messenger RNA. RefSeq lists its product as uncharacterized. The transcript has a single exon. The record is from RefSeq and is a predicted model, not a curated record. Lineage: Eukaryota; Fungi; Ascomycota; Eurotiomycetes; Eurotiales; Aspergillaceae. The coding region runs from base 1 to 534 and encodes 177 amino acids.
AUGUCUCGCUCUAGGGGCUUCGUCGUAACGAUCCCCUCGAUAAACUUCGAUCACCUGGGCGGCACUGAAAUCAAACUCGACCAGCCUUCCCUCUCGCCCCCUCGUACGUUCGUUAUUGGCGAGAAAAUAUCCGAAGAUUACCAAACGAUGACCCAGGAGGAAUAUGAGCGACAACCGGGGCCUCCGUUUGCCGUAAUUAAGUUCUCUUGUCACAGCCUUCUAGACCCUACUCAGCAGGGCUUCAUGCGGAUCUAUAUGCAGAUCCCUCUUGAUGGUACCUUUUCUAGCGUUCCAGAAGUCCGAGCCCAGCAGGCUGUAAGCCAGUGCACCCACACGGAGCUUAAAGCGCUUGUAUCUCUUGAUCGCGAAAACUGCAUGGCAGUACCGAAAUUGCUUGGCUAUGGGGAAGGGUUGCAAGGUGUCGAAGAAUUUGUACCUGGUGGUUACAUCAACUACGUUGCGUGGGAAGGGGUGCCUGGUGAGCCCGUUGACUACUAUACUUUCUGGAAACGCGACUUUGAAUACCGCCAGUGA